This is a messenger RNA of Syzygium oleosum, 1616 nucleotides long. RefSeq names its product perakine reductase-like. The record is from RefSeq and is a predicted model, not a curated record. Gene Ontology annotation, cellular component: cytoplasm. The transcript is spliced from 7 exons. Bases 1 to 1242 code for a protein of 413 amino acids. NCBI's taxonomy places the organism in Eukaryota, Viridiplantae, Streptophyta, Magnoliopsida, Myrtales, Myrtaceae.
AUGCCAACUCAAGUCUUGUCCGACUUAUUCUUUCUAAUGGUCCAUCAGAAUCAUCUUAUAACCAAAACAAGGGAAACAGAAAAGAUGUCAGUCACAGUCACAGUCAACAGUCACGGUCUAUGUCCACUGCCUCUUCAUGUACAAUCCAUCUCCGUUGGAGAAGAAGAAGCAAGAAGUGAAAAAGAGAAAAUGGAGGAGAAGCAGCGAAUUCAGAUUCCCAGAGUGAAGUUGGGCAGUCAGGGAUUGGAGGUCUCUAGACUAGGCUUUGGAUGCGGGGGACUCUCUGGUAUCUGGAAUGCUCCUGUUUCCCAUGAAGCUGGAUGUUUACUCAUAAAGAGAGUAUUCGAGAAGGGCAUCACUUUCUUCGAUACAGCGGAUGUCUAUGGUCAUGAUCAUGACAAUGAGAUCAUGAUUGGAAAGGCUCUGAAGGAGCUUCCCCGAGAGCAGAUUCAGUUAGCGAUGAAAUUCGGCGUUGGAAUGGUGGAGGAGGGUCAAGUUGCCAUCAGAGGUACUCCUGAGUAUGUAAGAGAAUGCUGCGAAGGUAGUCUUAAGAGACUAGGUGUUGAUUACAUAGACUUGUACUAUCAGCACAGGGUGGAUACCACAGUGGCGAUAGAGGAUACUGUGGGAGAACUCAAGAAGCUGGUGGAGGAAGGGAAGAUAAAAUACAUUGGUUUGUCAGAAGCUAGCAUCGAUACGAUAAAGAGAGCUCAUGCCAUUCAUCCAAUCACAGCUGUGCAAAUGGAGUAUUCUCUGUGGACUCGCGAAAUUAAGGAUGAAUUAAUUCCACUUUGCAGAGAACUUGGCAUCGGGAUAGUUGUAUAUAGCCCUCUAGGUCAUGGGUUCUUUGGUGGAAAGGCAGUCAUUGAGAGCUUGCCCGCCGAGAAUGUGUUUCUAUGCUCAUGUAUAUUGUUAUGUGAUAGGCUAUUCACCGGGGAGAACUUAGAGAAGAAAAAAGUUAUAUAUCAAAAAGUUGUUGACCUCGCCGCAAAGCAUGGUUGCACUUCUCCUCAACUCGCCCUGGCGUGGCUUCUUCAUCAGGGGGAUGACGUUAUCCCAAUACCAGGGACCAGAAAAGUUGAGAACCUUGAAGACAAUAUUGGAUCAGUGGCAAUUAAGCUUAGCGAAGACGAGAUGAAAGAAAUUCGUGAUGUCGUGACCAUGAAUGAAGUAAGUGGGGAAAGAGAGUUCGAAUUACUCGCCAAGUAUUCAUGGAGAUAUGCAAAUACCCCAGCAAGAUAAUGCGCGACAUGGAUAAAAGAUUGACCAUGGAUUUGCUCGAUGGAGGCAUUUCUCCCUUGUUAUCUCCGCUAUUUGUUGCGAGGAAAAUGUCGUAGUGAAAGUGUGAGAUGGGAGGUCGUGAUAUCCGUGUUUCAGUCUUAUCCUAAGGAGCCUUAAAGAUCAUGAGAAUAAGUGAUGUAGUCUUCGAGCUUCUUGUGAUAGAAACUGUAGUGUAUGCCUGAAUGUUGAAUUCAACAAGCAGAGGUGUUCUGUUUUAAGGUGGAGAAGCUUGGCCGUUGUUUUUUCCCGACCUAAUAUUUCAUCGGUUGUCCAACAAUGGGGUUCAGCUAAUCAAGCACAAUACAGUAGGGACCAUAACUUGUUGGUCCGAACAA